Molecule: messenger RNA, 1038 nt
Organism: Nymphaea colorata (pocket water lily)
Lineage: Eukaryota; Viridiplantae; Streptophyta; Magnoliopsida; Nymphaeales; Nymphaeaceae
Product: protein LEAD-SENSITIVE 1
Exons: 2
Coding region: 107-859 (250 amino acids)
Source: RefSeq, a predicted model, not a curated record
GGUAAAGCGGACCCCAGCAAGAUCCCUCCUCUCUCUCUGUCUCUCUGUCUCUCUGUGCGUGGAAGCGAAGAGUUUUGGGUUGGGAAGGAGAGAAGUGAGGAAGAAGAUGGGGGUUCUUUCGAACAGGAUCGAUCGGGAGGUCCUGAAGCCAGGCGACCACAUCUACUCGUGGAGGAAGGCCUAUGUUUAUGCCCACCACGGGAUCUACGUCGGCGAUGAUAAAGUCAUCCAUUUCACUAGAGGUGAAGGCCAAGAGAUGGGUACAGGAACUGUGCUCGAUAUUCUCCUUGUAAGCUCCAGCCUGAAUCCAAGACAUCCUCCUUGUCCCAACUGUGCCCAGCAACAGGGUAGUAAUGGAGUGGCCUCUUCAUGCCUCAGUUGCUUCUUGGCUGGUGGCUAUCUUUAUCGAUUUGAGUACUCUGUAAGCCCUGCUUUCUUCCUUGCUAAAGCAAGGGGAGGGACAUGCACCUGCGCCGAUGCAGAUCCUGCUGAAACUGUGAUCCACAGAGCCACCCACUUGCUAGAGAAUGGCUUUGGAUGCUACAACAUUUUCAAGAACAACUGUGAGGAUUUUGCCAUAUACUGCAAGACAGGUCUGAUAUCUGCGGAUGAGAGAACUAUCGGGCAGAGUGGUCAAGCAAUGUCCUUUCUCGCUGCAGCCUUUUCAUCACCACUGCGUCUUGCAACAAGCAAUGUGUAUGGGAUGGCAGUAACGGCUAUAGGAGUAUACUGUGCGAGCCGAUAUGCGGCUGAUGUUGGCAUGAGAAGCGGUGUAAUGAAAGUUUCUGUGGAGGAUCUAACAGGAAGGCUUGGUGGUGUAAAUGGCAUGCUGUCAAGGGUGACUAGUGUUGCAGACUAGCAGAAUCAUCUCAAAAUGCCUGCAACUUUGCCUGCCAUUGUCCUCGUUUUGGCGUCAUUGAGUGCCUCUUCUUAUUGUGCAUGUACUUGCAAGGAGUGAACUCUCAAGUGUACGACUGAUUUGUUUCUUUUAAUUUACUUGGUUCAGGAUAAACUCAAAAUGUGCGACUUCUUUUUAUA